Molecule: messenger RNA, 641 nt
Organism: Suillus discolor
Lineage: Eukaryota; Fungi; Basidiomycota; Agaricomycetes; Boletales; Suillaceae
Exons: 3
Coding region: 392-631 (79 amino acids)
Source: RefSeq, a predicted model, not a curated record
CACAAUAUUUGAAGUGAUAGUAGCCUAUUAAUGUGAUGUUCCAAUUCGUUGUUGAGAACAAUACAAGCUUGAUUCCAAGGUCACGCGGCUGCAUGUCCACCAGCGCCAAGCUCUGUUGCGUUCCACUUCCCUUCGCUGGGAAUCCGGAGCCGCCGAGAGCGUUUGCCUUACAUUUACCUUUGGGGUCAACCGUCUCAUACAGCAUCUGACUCCACUGAAGUGGUGCCUUGUCACACACAAGUGAUUGCAAACAGCGCACCCUGUGAAACUCAGCAAGGACAGGUUGGGAUUUGAAAUAGCGACAUGAUGAGCUGCUGCGGCAGGUUGAACAAGAUGCAAUCAGCAAUAUCGAUAUAUGCUUCGAUUUGAUCCUCCAAGAUAUUUGUGAGAGAUGCGAUCCGAAAUUAUUUUGGUUGCUUCGACUUACCAUAUAUUGUUUUUCACCUUUAACCCAAGUGAUGCUCACGGCGGGUCGUGCUCAGUCUUGGCAAAAGGCCAUCACCAAAUUCGUCGAGCCGCAGAUAUUGAUGGGUGGAGGAAACAUAUGUAUAAAAUCGUAUUGAUUGUUCUCAGCCUGAAUCGAUACCAGACUAAUGACCGCACGGUGCAAAUAGCGCCCCCCGAAAUAUAGAUCUGAACCG